Molecule: messenger RNA, 2264 nt
Organism: Rotaria sp. Silwood2
Lineage: Eukaryota; Metazoa; Rotifera; Eurotatoria; Philodinida; Philodinidae
Source: the annotation of a GenBank genome assembly
GAAAUGGCUGAGUUAUCGAAAAAAUUGUCAUUAUUGGCCGGACCAUCCCUGAGGGGGAGUACAGGGAUUUUUUCAAAAAAAAAUAUUUUCCUCAGAAUUAUUCACAACAUAUAUAAAUCGACUCAGUUUUUAACGCUGAUUCCGAAUCUGAUAUUAGUUUUGAACCAAAUCGUAGCUUUCUAACAAAACAUUGCCUGAGAAAGGUCUCAAAAUGCACAAAAAACUGCAUGCAGAAAGCAAAUUGCCUAGAUAUCUCUCAGUUGAUAAAAAACAAAGUGAAUAUACCUCUUCACUUUUUGAAGUAUACAUAACACUCGGAUUUAAAUCCGAUGUUUUCGCAUUUAUUCUAUGUACUAAUAGUACUCUAUAUUUCAUUAUUUAUAGUCCCGGUGUUAUUAGUUUUGGUAUCUUCAUUCACUAGAGAAGUCCUUUAAUGGAUAAAUUACUAUUGAGUUGAAACUGUAUGAAUCUUGUGAUAAGUGAAAAAAAUGAUUUUCGAACUCAACAACUCUUGUUAAAGUCUAUCUAUAUGGAAAGUUUCAAUUCAAGAAUCCUCUCAUUUUACGAGAUUCACAUAAAAAAAUACCGUAAAUACAAAUUCUCUCGAUUCAAAAGCGAUUUACUAACAAAACAGUUUCCCCUCGUUAGUUAAAGUUCUACAAUUUAAACAAUAAAAUCAAGUAUUAGUAUUCUCAAACAACGAGAAUCAGUCUUAUUAAAUAGAAAUUAAAUACUUUUUUUUUUGUAAAUCGUGUUUUUCUUUUAAAAAAAGAACUGGUGCUGGUAAAACAAAUAUUGCUAUGUUAACAAUUCUUUAUGAAUUACGUCGUCAUUAUGAUACAAAAAAUGGUGUUUUAGUAAAUACAGAUUUUAAAAUCAUUUAUGUUGCACCUAUGAAAGCACUUGCAUCAGAAAUGGUUCAAAAUUUUGGUCGUCGUCUUUCAUCACUUGGUCUUCAAGUUAAAGAAUUAACUGGUGAUAUGCAAUUAACAAAAACUGAAAUUGAACGUACACAUAUGAUAAUAACAACACCUGAAAAAUGGGAUGUUAUUACACGUAAAUCAACAGGAGAUACAAAAUUUGUUCAAAGUGUUAAAUUAUUAAUUAUUGAUGAAAUUCAUCUUUUACAUGAAGAUCGUGGUCCUGUUAUUGAAGCACUUGUUGCACGUACACUUCGACAAGUUGAACAAACACAAGAAUCUAUUCGUAUUGUUGGUUUAUCAGCAACAUUACCAAAUUAUAUCGAUAUAGCUCGAUUUCUUUUUGUUAAUUUAAUGACUGGUUUAUUCUUUUUUGAUAAUCGUUUUCGUCCUGUACCAUUAGCACAAACAUUUAUUGGAAUUAAAGGAACUAAUAAAAUGAUAGUAACAAAAAAUCUUGACGAUGUUUGUUAUGAUAAAGUAUUCGAACAAAUUAAAGUCGGACGACAACAGGUUCUUGUCUUUGUUCAUGCUCGUAAUGCAACAGUUCGUACAGGACUUCAAUUACUUGAAUAUGCACGUAAUCGUGGUGAUCUUGAAUAUUUUCUAUAUAAAGAUAAAGAUGAUGAUGGUCCACGAGAAACAAUUCAAUAUCAAGAAGCAUGUCGACAUGUAUCUCAUUCUAAAAAUGUUCAAUUACGUGAUCUAUUUCCAAAUGGUAUUGGUAUACAUCAUGCCGGAAUGUUAAGACAAGAUCGAAAUAUGGUUGAAAAAUAUUUUUCAAAAGGUUAUAUUAAAGUACUUAUUUGUACAGCAACACUUGCUUGGGGUGUUAAUUUACCAGCACAUGCUGUUGUUAUUAAAGGUACUGAAUUAUAUGAUAGUAAAAGUAGUUCAUUUGUUGAUUUAAGUAUACUUGAUGUAUUACAAAUAUUUGGUCGUGCUGGUCGUCCACAAUUUGAUACAAAUGGUCAUGGUAUUAUAUUAACAACACAUGAUAAACUUCAACAUUAUUUAUCUUUAUUAACACGACAAAAUCCAAUUGAAUCACAAUUUGUUAGUCAUUUAACAGAUAAUCUUAAUGCUGAAAUUGUUCUUGGUACAGUAACAACAAUAGCUGAAGCAUGUUCAUGGCUACGAUAUACUUAUUUAAAUGUUCGUAUGCAUCAAUCAUCAAUAACAUAUGGUAUUAAUGCAAAUAUGAAAGCAGCUGAUCCACAUUUGCAUAGUUUUCAACGAGAUUUAAUUAUUAAAGCUGCACAAGAACUUGAUAAAGCAAAUAUGAUACGUUUUGAAGAAAAAACAGAAUAUUUAUUUGCUACUGAUCUUGGUCGAACUGCGUAA